GGGUCUGAAUUAACUCCAAUAUUAACCCUGAUUCUCGUCAUUUUUCUUCGUCAGGGCUUUGUAAGAAAAACUCGAUACAAGGGCAUUUUAGUCAUUUCGGCCCAAGAAGCCCGGGAAGGCUUAAAUAUACCCAAAACAACAGCCAACUGCUCUCCUUUGACACUUUCAGCAACCAAACCAAACCAAACCAAGAAAAGAAAAGCAGUAUUCCUCAAAGCAAAAUCAUUAAGCAAUGAUCAAAACAAAUCAGAAAAGAAGUGGUUCAACUUCAGAAACUCUUCAAUUCUUUACAAGCUGCUGGUGAUCAUGGCUGCACAUUUCCACCCACCCACAAUUCUCUGUCUCUUCAUUCUCCUCUUCAUUUCUGAUAUUCCUCAAUUUUUUUCUCAAUCAACUUCUCCACAAAACAUCCAGACUUACUAUCCAUUUUCUCCACCGCCACCUACUCCGGUAAAUGAUCAGCCUAACAUCCCUCCACCAACCACCUCAAUCCCACCACCACAACCGCAACGUAGAUCAUCAACAAGGUCGGCGGUGGGGAAGGCCAUCGGUGUGACAGCUGCUAGCACUCUGGUCUUAUCCGGGCUUCUCUUCUUUUUCCUGCUAAGGUACUCGAGACGGAAGAGGGAGAACGGUAGCACUGCUGCUGCUGCUGCUCAUGGAGGGACUAACGCCGUGGCGCCCCAAAAUGGUGAUUUUAUGCGGUUCAACGGUAACGUUAAGGGAGUGAUUGUUGAUGAGGAUGGCUUGGAUGUGCUGUACUGGAGGAAGUUACAAGAGGGAGAAAACAGGAGUAGUUUCAAGAAACAGUAUUAUAAGAACUUGAGUGAUGAGCAAGAAGAGGAAGAGAAGAGAACGGUUAGUGACAGAGAGAGGAGGUAUAGGACACCAGUACAAGAAGCUCCUUUGCUUAGGGGAAAGUCUUCAACUUCUCAAAGUCCUAUUUGGGGAGACAAUGAAGAGCAGAUAUUCAAGAAAACACCUUCAGUUUCAACUCAGAUGGCUGUUAGAGUUGAGGGAAAACAAUAUUCAUCAGUUCAACUUGUCAAAAAUGCAACUUUACCUCCACCACCAGGAGCAUCACCACAAUCUCUGUCAUCAUUGCCACUGGUGCCACCGCAGAUACCGCUGGCUGUUGGGGCGGUUCCGAAAGGGAAAGUGGCGGCACCACCUCCUCCACCACCUAUUCCAUCAAACAAAGGUCCUGCUCCACCACCACCACCGCCACCUAGUUCUGGUUCCGCAGCUUCGUCAUUGAAACCACCACCUGUGCCUAAGGGAGAGCCUAGCAAGCGCUCGUCUUCACUUGGAGAAGACACAUCGAGCAAUGGGAAUGGACAGGUGAAACUCAAGCCGUUGCAUUGGGAUAAGGUGAAUCCAAAUGUAGAGCAUUCCAUGGUGUGGGACAAAAUUGAUAAGGGCUCUUUCAAGUUUGAUGGUGAUCUUAUGGAAGCACUCUUCGGAUACGUUGCCACGAACAGAAAGUCUCCUCAACGAGACGGGAGAUCAGCGAGCCCAAGUGGAGAUAAAUCAGGUCCCCCCUCUCAGAUUUUCAUUCUCGACACCCGUAAAUCCCAAAACACAGCAAUUGUGCUCAAGUCUCUUGGCAUCUCCAGACAAGAAAUUAUUGAUGCACUAAUAGAGGGACAUGGCCUAAACUCCGAUACAAUAGAAAAGCUCUCAAGAAUAGCUCCAACUAAUGAAGAAGCAUCUGAAAUCCUUGCAUUCGAUGGAGAUCCCACAAGACUUGCUGAUGCUGAAUCCUUCCUCUAUCAUCUCCUUAAAGCCGUUCCAUCUGCCUUCGCUCGUUUCAGUGCCAUGCUCUUCAGAUUAAACUAUGACACUGAGGUUUCACAGAUCAAGGGAUCCUUACAAUCUCUUGAAUCAGCAUGCAAAGAACUCAGAACUCGAGGGCUCUUCUUGAAACUCUUGGAAGCAGUGCUUAAAGCUGGGAAUCGGUUAAAUGCAGGGACAUCCAGAGGAAAUGCACAAGCUUUCAACCUUACUGCUCUGAGGAAACUAUCUGAUGUGAAAAGCUCUGAUGGAAAAACAACUCUGCUUCAGUUUGUCGUCCAAGAAGUCGUCAGGGCAGAGGGCAAACGCUGUGUGCUUAACAGAAACCGUAGUUUGAGCAGGACAAGUAGUCAGAGCAGCAAUUCUGGGAGCCAAAGCCUCGAUCAGUUUGCGUCCAAAGAUGAUAAAGAAAGGGAAUACAUGAUGCUCGGUUUGCCAGUGAUCGGUGGCCUAAGCGCCGAAUUCACAAACGUGAAAAAGGCAGCCACAUUGGACUUCGAUCUCCUUGUCAAAACAAGCUCCGCAUUAGCAGCUCAAGUGGUGGAAACACGAACAAUAGUGGUGAAAUGCAGACCUGAUGGAGGAUUUGCAGGCGAGAUGAAUGGUUUUCUUGAUACCGCUGAAUUAGAAGUAAAAGUACUCAAGGAAGAGCAAACAAGAGUGAUGGAGAUCGUCAAGAAAACAACAGAUUACUAUCAAGCGGGAUCGUCCAAAGAUAAAGGAGCGAAUCCUUUUCAGCUUUUUGUCAUAGUUAGAGAUUUCCUGGGAAUGGUUGAUCAGGUUUGUAUAGACAUUGCAAGAAAUGUGCAGAAGAGAAAACCUGUAUCAUCUGUUGCUGGAUCGUCAUCACCUGGAUCUCCCAGAGUUUUCAGGUUCCCAAAGCUUCCAGCAAAUUUUAUGUCAGAGAGUUCCAUGAGCAGUUCUAAUGACUCGGAUAAUGAUUCAGAGGUAUGAUAAUGAAAGCGACAGGAGUUUGAGUUUUGUAUAGACAAAAAAGGAAGAAAAUUGACACUGCAAAUGCUUUAAUUUGUUGUUCUAAUUCUUCAAGUGUAAGAUUCUUUUCCAUUGUUAUUCUGAUUUGUAUAGAAAGGAAAAGAGUUCAUUUUUUUUCCAAUCAUUAGUUACCUGCUUUGUUUUACAUCUUUGCAGUCCUGACAAGAUCAUAUCUCAGAACAAUGGUCAGAAUUUUUUAUUCUCUUGGCUUAUAUUUCAUGGAGAUAAUUUAUUUUGAAAUAUGCAACUGAAGAUGAUCUCUUAAGGAUCUUGCAUCAGGCAAUGAAACAGCCCCUACAUAUUUUACCAAUAGCUGCCUACAGAUUACCAGAUUAUAGUAAAAGCACAGCAUCUUAUUAAUAUACAACAUUUGCAAUAAACUGACAUGUUCUAACAAUUCCAUAUCAUUGGUAAGGGCAGUUCUCAUCACCUACUCUCCUUUCAUCUAACGGUCUUGGAUGAGUGGUACAAGAAGACAUUUCUUUUCACAGAAUUACUCAAUAGCAGUCACUGCUGCUCUUCUACCAUCUUUAGUCUGCAACGGCGAGUCACAAUCUCACCAUCAAAUAAGCGUCGAAAAUGUUCUACCAGGAAUCAAAUUUAAUAGGGUUGGAAUGUGCUAGUACAAUACACAUUAUGGUGCCUCAUUUUGAUGAGAAAACUCUCUGUUGAUACACAAACAAAUAUAACCUUCUAUAUACAAACGAUCUCCCACGAAUAAGAUAAACAGAAUUGAGUUUCUCCACGCAGGUAUAUGCAGAAACUAGUACAUCCUAAGCUCUAAUCUCCUAAGCAAGAUAUAUGACCUCACGGCAGGAGGGAUAUGAAU
This is a messenger RNA of Sesamum indicum (sesame), 3616 nucleotides long. RefSeq names its product formin 8 (gene FH8). The record is from RefSeq and is a predicted model, not a curated record. Gene Ontology annotation, biological process: actin cytoskeleton organization; actin nucleation. Gene Ontology annotation, molecular function: actin filament binding. NCBI's taxonomy places the organism in Eukaryota, Viridiplantae, Streptophyta, Magnoliopsida, Lamiales, Pedaliaceae.